AAUUUCUUGGUUCAUUGUUUCCUUUAACGAACAAAAAGAUCUCAGAUUUGUUACCAAAUUCAACAAUUCCAAACAAUUUUAAUCACUCAUGGCUUCUCCUACCAACAAAAAUCCCUCCUUUUCUCCUCCAAUCCCUAACAGACCAAACCCUAAACCCAGAAACUCAGAAGCCGGUGACCCUUUACGCCGGAGCUUUGGUGGCAACCCUUUUCCGGCGAAUACAAAAACCAACAUCCCCUCAGAUAUUUCUAGGAGGAACUCUUUUGGUGGAGAUAAAGAGAACGAGACCAAACCUGUUCUAACUCCAAAAAGUUCCAAGAACUUUAUGUCACCAACAAUUUCAGCAGUUUCUAAAAUGAAUCCAUCUCCAAGGAAGAGAGUUUUGUCUGAUAAAAACGAAAUGUCUCGAUCCUUCUCUGAUGUUAAAGGUCUAAUCUUGGAGGAUGAUAGCAAAAGAAAUCAUCACCGAGCUAAGUCGUGUGUUUCGUUUUCGGAUGUCUUACAUACUAUUUGUAUCGAUGAGAAGAAGAAGUUUGAGGAAUCUAAUGACAUGACUGUGACUGAUUUUGAUGAGAAGGAAGUUUAUGAGAACAAGGGGAUUACGUAUUCUGAUCCAAGAUUUAGGAUUAGUCCUCGUCCUUCUGUUCCAUAUACAUCUCCUGAAGUUGAUACAUUGUUGCCUCCUUAUGAUCCGAAGAAGAAUUUUCUGUCGCCGAGGCCUCAGUUUCUUCAUUAUAAGCCGAAUCCAAGAAUCGAGAAGCGGUUUGAUGAGUGUAAGCAGCUUGAGGAACUUUUCAUCUCUGAAAGCUCUUCUUCGGAGACUGAAUUGUCUGUAGAAGAAUCUGAGGAUCAAGAGAAGGAUGGAGCUGAGGUGGUUGUAGAAGAUGAAACCGAAAAUGUGGAACAAUUGGAAGCAGAGAGUGAUGAAGAAAUGGUUUGUGAGAGCGUUAAAGAAACAACAAGUCAUGUUCCAAAGCAGUCUGGUUUCAGGAAGUUCAAGUUCCUUGGUUGGAUUUUGGCUUUGGCCAUGGCGUAUUUGUUGGUUUCAGCGACCUUUUCUCCACCGAUGAAAUCAAGUUUCAACGAGUUCCAUAUCCCAAGAGAGAUCACAGAGUUUGCAAAAGCUAAUAACUUGGACAAGUUGAGUGAAAAGCUCUGGACUUUGACAGAAUCAUCACUUGUGUACAUGGAUAAACUGAUCUCAAGUCUAGGAGGAGGUAAUGAGGAAUAUGGUCUACUGCAAUUUCAUAACUUGACAUAUACUCUGCAAGAUAUUACUGUUUUCCAGCUAGCAAGUGUUGAAAUCAAUGAGGAACCAUUACAAGAGAAGAGCAAAGUUGAAACCAAUCUUGAAGAUGUCUACAUAGAAGAUGGCUCUUUCAAUGAAUUUGUUGAGGAGGAGAGUGGAACAGAGGAAAACUCUGAAUUGGUUUGUGAUGCAGAAACUAAUGAAUUUGAUGAACAGGCUGAGGUGAAACCGAGCGCAGAAUCAAAUGACGGUGAAGGAAACUUGAAAGCUCUUUUCGAAGAUGGCUUAGAGUUGAACAUUGAAGAACUGAGAGAGUCUGAGAUGAGUCCUGAAAAAAAGCUUGAAACUGGAUCAAUCAAAAAGAAGUUGGAAGAAACUGAAUCUGAAGCUAUCUACAUAAACCAGCAUAAAGAGAGUGAGGUAGCUGGUGCUGAAAGUGGAUCAAAAGAAGCUUUUGAGGAAAUUGCAGCAGAAACUAGUGAUGAUAUUCAUCCUAAAGUAAGGUCUUCUAAUAAGGCUGAUAAUGAUUCCACAAAGGCGGUGAUAGUAUUGUCCUCGACAGUGCUGGUUCUACUCGCAGUGGCUUCUUUCUUAUUCGCUAAGAAGACAAAACCAAUGGCUGCAUCUGCUCCUAAACCGUCCCCUGAGACCACCAUGGAGUUAAACUUGGGUCAUGUGCCAGUAGAGAAGCCUUUUUCACUGAAUUUGGAGGAAGAAGUUGAUGACAGAAUGAGUAACAGUUUCCAUCAAAGCGAAGGCGGCAAGAAGAAUAACAAGAAUAGCAGUAGCAGCAAGUUCAGGAGAGAAUCAAUGGCAUCUUCAGCAUCAGAAUACUCUGUUGGCUCCUUUUCUUACGGAAGUUUCACAACUUACGAGAAAAUACCCAUCAAAAGUGGUGAUAGAGAAGAAGAGAUGAUUACACCAGUGAGACGUUCAAGCCGGAUUAGGAACAAACCAUCUGGUGGACUAUGAUAAAGAGACAAGACUUUUACUAAGACUUUUCAUUUCUUUCAUUGCACCACUCUGCAAUCUUUAGUUUCCUAAAUUAGAAUUAGCUUCUUUUUUUCACUUCCAUAAAUUUUCUGAUUUGUU
Arabidopsis arenosa is the source of this 2341-nucleotide messenger RNA. The record is from the annotation of a GenBank genome assembly. NCBI's taxonomy places the organism in Eukaryota, Viridiplantae, Streptophyta, Magnoliopsida, Brassicales, Brassicaceae.